AUGGAUCCCCAUGAAAUGGAUGGCUCUUCGGCGCCACGUCGUCGGAACGACAACCACUGGCAUCAACCCUUGAACCCCCAGCACGAAGUUGAUACCGAUCAGCCAGCACUAGAGACCGACAUUACAUUGCGAGAAGAAUCGCACAUGCGAAGUAUUGUCAAAGGUCUAACUUGGAGAAUUGUGGCAACUACUACGACUACUAUUAUUGCGUGGUUGGUGACUGGCAAAGUCGAAGCGGCACUACAAAUUGGCUUUUUCGAGUUCUUUGCCAAACUACUGAUCUACUACCUCCACGAGCGGCUCUGGAUCCGCAUUGCUUUGUAG
Messenger RNA from Phaeodactylum tricornutum CCAP 1055/1, 324 nucleotides. RefSeq lists its product with no specific name. Lineage: Eukaryota; Bacillariophyta; Bacillariophyceae; Surirellales; Neidiaceae. The coding region runs from base 1 to 324 and encodes 107 amino acids. The record is from RefSeq and is a predicted model, not a curated record. The transcript has a single exon.